GUGCGGGGCUAGCUGGGGGAGGGGAGGGCAGGGGGGGCUUGGAAAACAUGUCGGAUACCAAGGUAAAAGUUGCUGUGAGAGUUCGGCCCAUGAACAGGCGAGAACUGGAACUGAAUACAAAGUGCGUGGUGGAGAUGGAGGGGAAUCAGACUGUCCUGCACCCUCCCCCUUCUAACACCAAACAAGGAGAAAGAAAACCACCCAAGGUUUUUGCCUUUGAUUACUGCUUUUGGUCUAUGGAUGAAACAAACACCACAAAAUAUGCUGGUCAGGAAGAAGUUUUCAAAUGCCUUGGAGAAGGAAUUCUUGAAAAGGCCUUUCAGGGAUACAAUGCAUGUAUUUUUGCCUAUGGGCAGACAGGUUCAGGAAAAUCCUUCUCGAUGAUGGGAAAUGCUGAGCAGCUGGGCUUAAUUCCACGACUUUGUUGUGCUUUAUUUCAAAGGAUCUCUUUGGAACAAAAUGAGUCACAGAUCUUUAAAGUUGAAGUAUCAUACAUGGAAAUAUAUAAUGAGAAAGUUCGGGAUCUUUUAGACCCCAAAGGGAGCAGGCAAUCCCUUAAAGUCCGAGAGCAUAAAGUCUUGGGGCCCUAUGUAGAUGGCCUAUCUCAACUGGCUGUUACUAGCUUUGAGGAUAUUGAGUCAUUGAUGUCCGAGGGAAACAAAUCUCGAACAGUGGCAGCAACUAACAUGAAUGAGGAAAGCAGUCGCUCUCAUGCUGUCUUCAACAUUAUAGUCACCCAGACAUUGUAUGACUUGCAAUCUGGUAAUUCUGGAGAGAAAGUCAGUAAGGUCAGCCUGGUAGACUUGGCUGGAAGUGAAAGAGUGUCUAAAACAGGAGCCGCUGGGGAGCGUCUGAAAGAAGGCAGCAACAUAAACAAGUCGCUCACAACCUUGGGACUAGUUAUAUCAUCCCUGGCUGAUCAAGCAGCUGGAAAGGGUAAAAACAAAUUUGUGCCUUACCGGGACUCAGUCCUCACUUGGCUUCUCAAGGACAACUUGGGAGGCAAUAGUCAAACCUCCAUGAUAGCCACAAUUAGCCCAGCAGCAGACAACUAUGAAGAGACACUAUCUACAUUAAGAUAUGCAGACAGAGCUAAAAGAAUAGUGAAUCAUGCUGUGGUCAAUGAAGAUCCUAAUGCAAGAGUCAUCAGAGAAUUACGUGAGGAAGUGGAGAAAUUGAAAGAGCAGCUAUCACAGGCUGAGGCUAUGAAGGCUCCAGAACUGAAGGAAAAAUUAGAAGAAUCUGAAAAGCUAAUAAAAGAAUUAACCGUAACCUGGGAGGAAAAACUAAGGAAAACUGAAGAAAUUGCCCAGGAGAGGCAAAAGCAGCUUGAAAGUAUGGGAAUUUCCCUUGAGACUUCUGGCAUCAAGGUGGGGGAUGACAAAUGCUAUCUGGUGAACCUGAAUGCUGACCCUGCCCUCAAUGAACUUCUUGUCUAUUAUUUAAAGGAUCACACUAGAAUUGGUGCAGAUACUUCUCAGGAUAUACAACUCUUUGGCAUAGGAAUUCAGCCUGAGCACUGUGAGAUUGACAUUGCACCAGAUGGGGAUGUUUCUCUCACUCCAAAAGAAAGUGCAAGGUCCUGUGUGAAUGGAACACUCGUGUGUUGUGCCACUCAGUUGUGGCAUGGAGAUAGAAUAUUAUGGGGGAACAACCACUUUUUUAGAAUAAAUCUACCCAAGAGGAAACGACGAGAUUGGUUGAAAGAUUUAGAAAAAGAAACUGGUCCACCAGAACAUGAUCUGGAUGCAGCCAGUGAAGCUUCCUCAGAACCAGAUUAUAAUUAUGAGUUUGCACAAAUGGAAGUUAUUAUGAAGACACUGAAUAGUAAUGGUGGGUUCCCGAUAAAUCUCUAUUCCUGGUGGUCAUCCCGGUGGUGGUCCUACCUGAAGAUAUUCUUCCCUCUCAUGUGGCUUCAGACUGAGCUCCUACACAAACGUUGGGAUAAAGACCCAGUUCAGAAUGUGGUUCAAGUUCUGGAGAAACAAUACUUAGAGGAGAAACGGAGUGCCCUGGAGGAGCAGCGUAUGAUGUACGAACGAGAACUGGAGCAGCUAAGACAGCAGCUAUCUCCUGAGAGGCAACACCAGAACAGUGGCUCUGACCGGCUUACAUUCACUGGCCAGACAGCUCAGCAGAAGGUGACCUUAUGGGCAGAGGAAAGAGAUGAGCUUUUCCGGCAAAGCCUAGCAAAAUUACGAGAGCAGCUAGUAAAAGCCAACACCCUGGUGAGGGAAGCAAACUUCUUAGCUGAGGAAAUGAACAAGCUCACUGAUUAUCAAGUGACUCUUCAGAUCCCUGCUGCAAAUCUCAGUGCCAAUAGGAAGAGGGGUGCAAUAGUGAGUGAACCCGCAAUUCAAGUAAGGAGAAAAGGCAAAAGCACUCAAGUGUGGAACAUUGAAAAGCUGGAGAAUAAAUUAAUUGACAUGAGAGACCUCUAUCAAGAAUGGAAAGAGAAGGUUCCUGAGGUAAAGAGACUCUAUGGUAAACGAGGUGACCCCUUUUAUGAAGCCCAAGAAAACCAUAACCUAAUCGGCGUAGCUAAUGUCUUCCUGGAAUGCCUUUUCUAUGAUGUGAAACUUCAGUAUGCAGUUCCCAUCAUCAGCCAGCAGGGGGAGGUUGCAGGGCGCCUGCACAUUGAAGUGAUGCGCGUCACAGGGGUUGUCCCAGAGCGUGUGAUCGAAGGCGAUGACUCCUCAGAGAACUCUAGUGAGAGUGGGAGCCUCGAAGUCAUGGACAGCAAUGGUGAUGUCAUCCAUCGAGUCAAAAAGCUAACCUGCCGGGUAAAAAUUAAAGAAGCAACUGGGCUACCACUAAAUCUCUCUAAUUUCGUUUUCUGUCAAUACACCUUCUGGGACCAGUGUGGCUCGACAGUAGCAGCUCCAGUGGUUGAUCCAGACGUGCCCUCACCUCAAUCCAAGGAACCUCAGUUUACAGUCACAUUUUCUCACUGUGAGGACUAUGUUGUGAAUGUCACAGAAGAAUUCUUGGAGUUUAUUUCAGAAGGAGCUCUAGCAAUUGAAGUGUGGGGUCACAGGUGUACAGGAAAUGGAAGUUCCAUCUGGGAAGUUGAUUCUCUUCAUGCUACAACAAGAACACUCCAGGAUAGAUGGAAUGAAGUAACUCGAAGAAUUGAAAUGUGGAUUUCCAUACUUGAACUUAAUGAGAUGGGUGAAUAUGCUGCAGUGGAACUUCAUCAGGCGAAAGAUGUGAAUACAGGGGGUGUCUUUCAGCUGAGACAGGGUCAUUCCCGUAGAGUCCAGGUAACAGUGAAGCCUGUGCAGCACUCUGGGACAUUGCCACUUAUGGUGGAAGCCAUUCUGUCUGUCUCUAUUGGCUGUGUAACUGCGAGAUCUACCAAGCUCCAAAGGGGAUUGGAUAGCUACCAGAGAGAUGAUGAGGAUGGUGAUGAUAUGGAUAGUUAUCAGGAAGAAGAUUUAAACUUCGUGAGAGAGAGAUGGUCUGAUGCACUCAUUAAACGUAGAGAGUAUUUGGAUGAACAGAUUAAAAAAGUUAGCAAUAAAAAAGAAAAAACAGAUGAUGACCUAGAACGGGAAGCUCGACUUGUUGAGCAGUGGGUAGGCUUGACAGAAGAGAGGAAUGCUGUGCUGGUUCCUGCUCCAGGCAGUGGGAUUCCUGGCGCUCCUGCAGACUGGACCCCACCUGCUGGAAUGGAAACCCACAUACCUGUUCUUUUCCUUGAUUUAAAUGCGGAUGACCUCAGUGCCAAUGAACAGCUUGUAGGUCCUCAUGCAUCGGGUGUUAACUCUAUACUACCUAAGGAGCACGGGAGUCAGUUCUUCUAUCUGCCAAUCAUAAAGCAUAGUGAUGAUGAGGUUUCUGCCACUGCCUCUUGGGAUUCCUCUGUACAUGAUUCGGUGCACUUGAACAGGGUUACCCCACAGAAUGAAAGGAUUUACUUGAUAGUAAAGACCACAGUCCAGCUCAGUCAUCCUGCUGCUAUGGAGUUGGUAUUACGAAAAAGGAUUGCAGCCAAUGUUUACAAUAAACAGAGUUUUACACAAAGUUUGAAGAGGAGAAUAUCACUGAAAAAUAUAUUUUAUUCCUGUGGUGUAACUUAUGAAAUAGUAUCCAAUAUACCAAAGGCAACUGAGGAGAUAGAAGAUCGAGAAACUUUGGCUCUCAUGGCAGCAAGGAGUGAAAAUGAAGGUACAUCGGAUGGAGAAACAUAUAUUGAGAAGUACACACGAGGUGUACUGCAGGUGGAGAACAUUUUGAGUCUAGAGCGGCUCCGGCAGGCUGUCACUGUCAAAGAAGCACUUUCCACCAAAGCCCGCCAUAUACGGAGGAGUCUCAGUACACCAAAUGUUCAUAAUGUAUCUUCUAGUCGACAAGAUCUUUCUGGUUGCGAUGAAGAUGAUAAGGGUUGGUCUGAAAGCCAUUUAGACAUGUCAGACUGCAGUUCCAGUUACCAGGAUGUAUUGUGUUAUGGUACUUUACCCAGAGAUUCUCCUCGAAGGAUUAAAGAAGCUUGUGCUUCAGAGAAUCCUCAUGCCUUAACAGUGAGUCCUUUUAAAGCAUUCUCUCCUCAGCCACCAAAGUUUUUCAAACCUCUCAUGCCGGUAAAGGAAGAACAUAAGAAAAAGUCACCCUUGGAAACCAGACCUCUUCUCAGCCAGGAGAGCAUGCCUUCACCUCAGGUACAUAACGCUGGCUGUGUUGUACCCUCAGGAAGUAAUGGCAGCAACCUGCCAGUAGAAAACAAUAGAAUACGUGAGGAGAAGAUUGACUCUGAGGAAGAAGAACAUGAACUGGAGACUAUUAGCAAAAAGCUAGUAAGCUCACAGCCUUAUGUACCAGUGGAGUUUGCAGACUUUAGUGUUUACAAUGCUGGCCUGGAGAGCAGGGAGUGGUUUUCUUCUAAAGCCGAUUUCUUGAACUCCCGUGUCUUAGAAAAAGAGGUAUCACGUAGCCCUACCACUAGCAGUAUUACUAGUGGUUAUUUUUCCCACAGUGCCUCUAAUGCCACUCUCUCGGACAUGACCGUACCUUCUAGUGAUAGCACAGAUCAACUAGCCAAUCAGAUGAAAGAUUUGGACGCCAGUGAGCACUCAGGAUCUUCACUUGUGCAUGAUUCCAGACCAUCUUCCAACAAGGAGUUGGCAGAGCCAGAGGGAGACUUGGCAAAGGAUAAAAUAAGCACAGUGACGCUCAAAGAAAACAGUGCCUUAGUCAAAGGGAGUCCACCAUCCCAAAAUAGCAUUAAGAAAAGUUCCAAAGAGCUCUGUAGGACUGGCUCAUGUUCAGGAACAGAUUCCUGCUCCAGCAAAAACAAUCGAACACCUGUGGGAUUCUCUACUAGAGAAGCAACUAUAGAGCACAUGUCAGACAUCGUGGAAGACCAUUCUUUCACAGAGUUCAUGGGUGUCUCAGACGGGAAAGAUUUUGAUGGUAUAUCAGGACCCUUACUCUCUUCUGUUGGAGACCUUUCAAGUGUGAAAAGGAAUCCACCGAGUAAAACUGAUGCCAAGAGUAAUGCAGAUUGGUUACAAAAUCUUGACCAACCAGAGUACGAGGCAGAGAGCGAACAACUGUUAAACUCUACAGUCAACCCUUUGUGUUCAGAGUUAACAAAAGAAGCUCCUCAUGGUCAAGCAGACCCUGAUGCUUCCCACCAUGAAUAUUUUCUAAGAAAGAAUCAUUUAGACGUUUCUGAUGGGGAAGAUGGUCUUUUGACAGAGCAGGUCUACACUGUGCCUAGCUGGAUGACUGUGGGAGAGCAAGUCUGCUUUGGUAACAAGACUGGAAUCGUGAGAUACAUUGGACCAGUGGAUUUUUUAACUGGCACAUGGGUUGGUGUUGAAUUAAACGUUCAGAUGGGGAAGCAUGAUGGGACGGUGAAAGGAAAAGAGUACUUCCGGUGCAAACCACAGCAUGGCAUCUUUGUUCGUCCUGGGCGUCUUUUGAAAGCAUCCACAAAGAAAUGCAGCAACACUUCUCGACCUCAGGCAGCCUCCAGUCUCGAGAAGAGGAAAAGCUCCGUGGUUCCAGUACCAUCCCCAUCUUUUUCCAAAGCAGGAGAAGCAGCACUUUGUCACACAGGUGACGCAGCAGCCUCUACUUUUUCCAGGAAGCAGGAGAACAGAAAGUCCUGGAUUAACUAAGCGGCAGUAUUUUUUGAUAUUUGCACUUACAACACAACCCUUCCUGAUUCCCCACUGCUCUGUAGGAACCUUUAUAAAUUUAAAAAACUUUAUUCUUGUAUAUUUUUAAUCAGUCCUUACUGGAUGUGUGUUCUUUAGAACAAUGGACUUAAUUCUCUAAUUUUUUAUAAAUAAUAUAUAUUAUAUAUAUAUAUAUGAGUAUGUGUAUCUAUAGUUUGUCUGUCAAAAGGCAGACAUGGCUGCACACUAAAAUAGAUAAAGGUGAUUUGUAGAUAACUGAAAGGUACUGGACUCUUUGUUACAAAGCAAGUUGGGAGGAAAUCUUAUUUUAAACAAAUAUUUUAUUGCAGAAAAAAAGAGGAUUCACAUCCCUCUUCGUGGGAAAAGUUACAGUAAGCUGUUCUUUAUAACCAAAGAACUUGUAUUAGACAUUUGCUGUUCUGUCUUAUUUUUUCUGUAAAUACACAUUUAAUUGCAAGUUUGGUGCCAUGAUUCUCUUGGUCACCGGGCCCCAUGCUGCCUUAUCUGUCCUCUGUUAAAUAAGCACACUGAAAA
Messenger RNA from Monodelphis domestica (gray short-tailed opossum), 6680 nucleotides. RefSeq names its product kinesin family member 13A (gene KIF13A). NCBI's taxonomy places the organism in Eukaryota, Metazoa, Chordata, Mammalia, Didelphimorphia, Didelphidae. Gene Ontology annotation, biological process: microtubule-based movement. Gene Ontology annotation, molecular function: microtubule motor activity; ATP binding; microtubule binding. The record is from RefSeq and is a predicted model, not a curated record.